This is a messenger RNA of Cynoglossus semilaevis (tongue sole), 4008 nucleotides long. RefSeq names its product dehydrogenase/reductase (SDR family) X-linked. The transcript is spliced from 7 exons. Lineage: Eukaryota; Metazoa; Chordata; Actinopteri; Pleuronectiformes; Cynoglossidae. The coding region runs from base 738 to 1628 and encodes 296 amino acids. The record is from RefSeq and is a predicted model, not a curated record.
AAUACAAAUCAACCUGUUUGCAGACACAAGUGCAGCAGCGCAGCGCGCAACCCAGGACUUGACUCUGAGCCGUCUCUGCUGGAUCUGAAUCUGUGACUGCUUCAUGCUGUCAGUGAGUGUUUAUUUCAGACAUCCGUGUUCCACAUAACAGGUGGUCAUCACUGUCGUCCCCGGCGCUGCUGUUUCCUCUGAUGUGCGGCAGAGAGCCGUGGAGAGAGGACCUGUGGACUGUCUGCUGCUGCCAGGGAAGCCCCCACGCGUUGCGCGCUUGGAUCGCCGGGGCUAAACACUGGCGGCGUGGAACGCGUGUGCGUCGGGCUCUGAAGUGUAAACUGGCGCACGACAAAGCCCCGGGCUACGUCCUCAACAGUUGCCACCGAAGCGCAGGAGAGGAGCGCAGCAGAGAGAGAGAGGGAUAGCGGACUGAGGACUGAGGACUGAGGACUGAGGACUGAGGACGGACGGACGGACAGACGCAGGGACGCGGAGCUCCAAGCCGCUCUGCCCGGCUCUGCUCCUGACAUGCAGUCGCUCAUCUCUCCGGUGACAAAAGCCAUCCUAGUAGCGCUCUUCAUCUUCGCCAUACUCCUCAUCCUCUAUGUGAUCCUAUGGUACAUUUGCAGAGACGUUGACUGUGACCACGGCAUUUGAGGAAUCAGGGAAUUCACAACGAGGAUUUUUUUUUACAAUGGGGCGCGCAGAGGAGCCCGCAGAGUCUGGGGUCAACCCGUAAGUUGAUGCCCAGACAAGAUGGCAAGGUUGCCAUAGUGACAGGAGGAGGCAGGGGAAUUGGCUAUGAAGUAGUCCGCCACAUGGCCAGCCUGGGCGUCCAUGUCAUCAUAGGAGGGAAGGAUGAGCAGGAGGGCCAGACGGCCGUCAGAAAGAUUUGUCAAGAAUACAAAGAGGCCAAAGUGGAGUUUGAGUUACUGGACUUGGCCUCGUUGCAGUCCGUCCAUCAAUUUGUUCAGAGCUUCAAACAUCGCGGUCUACCGCUGCACAUCCUAAUCAAUAAUGCGGGCAUCAUGUUGGUUCCCGAGGGCCGUACCCAAAGUGGGUUUGAGCUGCACUUUGGAGUGAACUACUUAGGUCACUUCCUGUUGACGUGGCUGCUCCUGGACACACUGAAGGAUUCGGGACGGACCGGUCACUGCUCUCGCGUGGUCACCGUCUCCUCCUCUGCACACAGUAUCGGCAAGAUCGUCCUAAAUGAUUUGAACAGCAGCCAGUUUUAUUCGGCCCAUGCUGCCUACUGUCAGAGCAAACUGGCCCAGCUUGUAUUUAGUGCCCAGCUCCAGCAGGAGCUGCAGCGCGGAGGUUUCCCAGUGACGUCCUGCGCCGUGGACCCUGGCGUGGUGAACACCGCUCUGUACCAGCACCUCUGGACGCCACUGCGCCUGGUGCACGGCACGCUGGCUCCCUGGUUUUUGAGGACCCCUGCAGAGGGCGCUGCCACCGUCCUGUACACUGCCCUAUCACCAGCCCUGGAAGGGGAACUUGGAGGAGGCUACUGGGCCGAUGGGUGCAAGGAGAUGACAUCUCCGCCGACCUUUGACCCUGAGCUGCAGCUGAGCCUGUGGGAGAGCAGCCUCCAGUUACUGGGCCUGCGUUGGCAUCAGAUGAAAGAAUAACCAACAGGACUCUAUCCUGAGGAAAAGCUCAGAUUACUGAACCCUGAAAUGGGUCAAACCAGCUCUCCUCCUCUUCCUCCUUCUCCCUUUCCCAUUUUUUGUUUUUCAAUGUUUAUCUCCACUGUGCCAGACCCGCCAUAAAAGGGCUACAGGGGAUGUGAGACGUGUUUUUUGUUUUCACUGUGAGCACGCUAACGUACGCACACAAACACAAACUCUGGAAAGACAGGAAAUUUUGUAGCCAGAUAUCGGUCAUGUCCUGACACGUUUCUGUUUGUAGCUUUACAGAGAUAUGAUUCUAUUAUUCUGGCAGUCAGCACAAAAUUCCAAUAGUUUGCUAAAACAAAAAGGCAGUAGAAUUAUGGGGUUUUUUUUUCAUAGUAAUGUUAAAAGUAAAGGCCGGUGUUUUCUUGCAAUGGGAGAAAUUGAACUAGCUUUGUUAAAAAUGUUUAAAAAAAAAACGCACGUCAAUCGAAGGACAGUGUGCGCACACGUCAAUGCACUACGACAAAAACCACACUGUAAAUUUUACACUUGUCACGUUGAUGUCAUGACACAUCACAGUAAUUUAUAUCACUGUCUCUCCGUUCGACCUUGCUCUUUAAAUUCAUCCUUGUGGUUUUAAUGGCCACUAACUUCUGAGAUGAAUCAUCGCGGUCAGCGUUGGACUUCAGUCAUUUCUGUAGUUUCAGUGGAGGAAAAAGCUCCAACAACAUCAGCUCUGCUGUAUUUAAAAAUAAACAAAAACAUUCCUUUGUAGUAAAUCCUGACACUGGAAACACACGGAAAAGACGCAGCGAAAACUUUUUUUUGCUUCAUUUAAAUUGUCGGUGUUAAGGAGUUCUUUUACGUUUCUUUUGUUCCCCGUGAAAACAAAAAGCCAACAAUGAAGACGCGGUCGCCUCUUUAAUCCAAAUCUGUCCCUGUUUUCCCUUGUCAUCUGGAUUAAUCGGUGUACUGUGACUGUCAUGGAUGUGUGUGUGUGUGUGUGCUUCGUACAGCAGUACGGCAUUGCCUGGCGUUAAAGAGCCAAUUGGUGUUGAUAGUUUGUACAAACAAUGGUCCAGUCCAGAUGGACCGGCAUCAGAGAGAGACAAACAGAACACACUCGUUUCAUCAUUCAAGCUGUGAUUGGUUCCUAAUUGCUAGUGCAGCUUCCUCAUUUGGCAUUACUCCCAUUGCAUUAUGGGAUUGUGAUUUCCCAGUGGUGAGAAUCAAACUCCAUCUGCUCAGCUGACAAACACACACACACACACACUGGCUGUGAAAACCUGGAGGUGGUGCAGUACACCCAGGCAGAGGCUUUUCUCAUCAGGCACAUGGAGAACAAACACGUCUGCCUGUCAUGUCGCUAACGCUCCACGCAGCCAUGAAAACCAUCGCCCACUGUGAUUUGUCAUUUUAGUCGUGAAGGCGGAAACUCCCAUAUCAAGUUAAACAGGUUUCCUCCUAAAUCGCUUCGUUCACAAUCCGAGUGCUGUAUCAGGUCAGCGUGCGCGCCGUCACUUCACCGCGCUGGGCGUCCAGUGUUCGUUACGAACCGCCAUAUGUGAAGCAAUAGUGGGACUGUGAUACUGUAGCAGCUGGAGUCAGAUGUUGGAACAAGAGGGAAAAAUAGACUAAAAAAUAUAACAGUGACUAGAGAAAACAAAAAAACAAUAUAUUUUUGAAUAUAUUUUAGCUUGAUAGGGGGUGCUAGAGUGCCAACUUGCCAGUCACGGAGAAGGUUCCGGGUACGAUUCCACCUGGUUGACAUGAAUAACAGUUCCGAUCAAAUUAAAAAUAUUUUUUUGAGAAACUAAAUGACAUUUAGAUGAUUAAACUAGAUUUUAUUUGUCAUCAUUUUAUAUCUGUAGCAGCAGCAGCAGCAGCGUAGGAACGGACUCUUCCUGCCAGCAAUUCUUGUGUUUUUUUCUGGUUUCUCCUCAGAGCUGUCCAGCUGCUCUGUACUGUCUCUGUGCUUCCUCGUUUGACCGUGGUUCCUGCUCUAAAGUGCAUCGACGAAACAACAAACAAACGGCCUCGUGUCUUUUCACCGUGAUGAAAACACCAGCUCACCCACUCAGCAGCGCCCAUUACCAAAAGUACCGAGCCUCGGUGUGAAUAACGUCCGUAAUGUUUUUUCCUGCUACGGUGAAUAUUUUACUUUACCGACGCCCGAGAGUGGAAACGUCUGAGCACAAGACUCGGGCUGAGGAGGACAAGCGUGACGGCCUGUCUGGGUCGUUCUUUUUCGGGUCGCCGUGCAGCGGGAUCUGCUGAAUUAAGUCAGCCAUUACCUUGUUAUAUAUUUAACUCUGUCCUGCAGCAGUCGGCACAGACAGCAGAGGACGGCACAGUGAACUUUUCUCAGCUUCUCAGCUCAAGUGUCGUUCAGUGA